Messenger RNA from Ectocarpus sp. CCAP 1310/34, 1550 nucleotides. The record is from the annotation of a GenBank genome assembly. NCBI's taxonomy places the organism in Eukaryota, Phaeophyceae, Ectocarpales, Ectocarpaceae.
CUGCCUGCUGGUCGUCCGCCGUGUCGUAGAAGCCAUCAGAGAGAAGCAGCCUGUCGAACAAGUUACCAGCAGCAGGGGCGCGGCUUUUGGCGGUGGCGCGGGCUGGCGCGUAGGACAUAUUAGUCCACCACAUUGCAAUUUAGUCGGCACAACUUCUUAGCCAUGGCGGAUGCUCCUAAAAAAGGCUCCGGCAGGGUUCGAAAGCCACAGCAGCAGCAGCAGCAGCAGCAGCAGCAGCAGCAGCAGCAGCAGCGUCCACAAGCACCACAAGGGGGAGCGGCCGGGGCACCGAGAGGGGCGAGGGCCGCAGUAGUUGGAGGGGCAGGGAUGCAAAACCCCCCUCCCAGAACACAUCCACCUAAUCCUUACCCCCCCGGGCAGCAGCAACAGCAGGUAAUGGUGUACCCCCAACACCCCCAGCACCAUCUACAACAACACCCACAACAUCCGCAGCAUCCGCAGCAUCCGCAGCACCCGCAACGGAUGGGGCUCCCUGGGAUGGGCUUUCAGCACCCCCUACCGCCCCCGCCACCACCACCGGCGUUUUUUCCUGGGUCGGCGAGUCUGUUCGAGCAGCUCGACAAGCGGGUCAUGGUCGUUCUACGCGACGGUAGGCACCUGGUGGGAGUUAUGAGAAGCUACGACCAGUUUUCCAACAUCGUGCUGGAAGACACGCACGAACGACACUUUGUGAGAGAUAUUUUCGGGGAUAUAUCGCUGGGGCUUUACCUUGUCCGAGGGGAUGCUCUGGUGUUGAUGGGCGAACUCGACGAGACCCGGGAGGAAACUCCCAGGCUGAGAAGGGUCUCCGCGGACGAGAUAAUCGAGGCGCAGCAGGAGGCAUCGGCAGAGGAUCGCCAAGACGCGAAGCUAGACUGGUUGUUCCAGGAUUUGUCGUGAUUGUGAUGUAGUGCGCUUUGCGUCUCGUCUCCACCCGCUGGUGCUGGCUGUAUUUCCAACCUCUAGACCAACGCGGGCACUGAUGGUUUACAUGCUUGUUUUGGAAGAUGCGUUGCUGCUGUGAUGGUUUUUUGCUGCUGCGGUCUUUGUGCCAUAACUUGCAGCGCUCUGGCUUCGUUUCGUUUGUGUCUGGGCCUGUUGCUAGCGCAAGUCGCGUCUCUGGAAGGAUGAGGAAAUAUUGAAGUGAUUACAGUGGGGCGAUUGUAUGGAAACAGGCAAGUAGGGGCUGACCCCUGGAUCCCCUGUUGAAGGAGUACUGUGGUGCAGUUUUUGUCCGGUGUUGAAAAUAAAGGCAGUCCUUUUGUGAUAUGUUGGUCGGGUUGCGCAGAGCGGGCAGUCGAAGUCGUCUGCGUGCACCCGGUAUUUGGACGUGUUUUUCGACUUCGGGAACUUGUCGGGAACAAUUGCCCAGUCAGUGAUAGUAUACUGUAGAUUGAUACCAAAAUCCGCCAACCAGAGUGUCCAUUCAAAAAACGAUUGCCGAUACGGGGAUGGGUUGGCCGAUAUGGGCUCUAUUUGCGACAUACAAGCUGCAACGUGGAGACUCCGAAGCACUGACGCUGACAUGUCCCCGGGUUCGUGUGGCCGAU